AAUUCUCUUUGCGGCUGUCAGUGCGCAAAUGGAGCGCACCGCUUGCCGUAGUCGUGACGUCACUACCAAAACAAGCGACUUUUGGGAGAUUACGACCAAAUUCAGUGGAAUUUAUCCUUUGUAUUGAACUUUUGUCACAAUGUCUCAAGACCUGUGGUUACAGAAUUAUGAUGCCACAUGUCGCCUAGCACAGGAAAUAGCAGAAAACAUCCAUGAGAGGAACAGACAGCAGAGAACAGGGGGGAACCCUGCUAAGAUAAACAUGACAUUACGGGCAUCACUCCAGAAGCUGAAGCAGAAUAUUGCCCAGCUAAAAGAGAGCUUGUUGCGAGCCUCUUCAUCACGGCGGAUAAUGCAGGCAGAAGCUGACAGAAGACAGAACCUUAUUGAUGACCUGCUAACCAAAGAAAAGCAGCUCAAUGCAAGUUUCAGAGGAGACGUCACAGAGCCCGAGCCCUCCAGGUCCACACUGAUGGGUGGAGGGGCAGGAGCCAGUGGAGGCGGUGGGGGUAACCCCUGGCUGAUCAAUGAAUCAGAGGAGACCAGGGGGCUGAGCUUUGGAGAGAUCAAGCAGCAACAGCAAAGAAUUAUUGAUGCCCAGGAUGCGGGUCUGGAUGCGCUGGCAGCGGUCAUCACUCGACAGAAGAUAAUGGGUCAGGAUAUCGGCAAUGAGCUGGAUGAACAGAACGAAAUCAUCGAUGAUCUGGCACAUCUUGUUGACAAGACGGAUAGCAGGAUUCGGAACGAGACGCGACGCGUGAAGCUGGUGGAGACAAAGUCUGCCUCAUGCUGGAUGCUGGUGGUGAUCGUGCUGCUUCUCAUAGCCAUCAUCGUGAUCGGGGUGUGGCCCGUGUAGCAUCCUCUGACUGCAGCAGCGGUGGACUUGAUGGCGUCAACUGCGCAAAAGCACAGAUAUAAGCUCUAGACUUCCGUUGUUGCGUCUGUUUUUAUGGUCCAACCAAAUAAAUGUGAAUGAAAGCAGGUUUUUUUUAGAUGAUUAUACAGGCAGGUGUUGGCUGGCUUGGGCUUUUUACUGACUGUUUUUUCUUAUUUAAGAAUAUCAAAUGUCUUAAAAAUAACGUAAUUUUUUUUAGAUGAAACUGAUCAAUAAUAACACUGUUGAAUGAUUUAUUUCUGUGUAAACAGCUUGAAAAUGAUUUCUGUCGGAGCUCCCAGAGGCAGCAGCAGCAGCUUUUCUACAACCUCGUGGUCCACCUGCAGUAAAGUUCUAGGUAGGGGAACUCUGCAGACUUACCAAUGUUCACAUACUCGUGCAUUACUGUAGUCACUUUUUGAUCUCCUUAUGUUUGUAGAACAGCUGGCGGCCAAAACAAACGUCUCAGCCACAUUAAUAACUCGAUUCUGGUUCUCUCCCAUAAAUCAAGCCACCUUGUAAUUUCUAAUAAAUGACAUUUCCACUUAAUGAUCCCGGAUUGUCUGUCGGUCUGCGUUCUGUAGCACAGGCUUCUCAUGCCUCUCUCAGGAGUGUUUUGUAGCGUGAUCUGUAGCCUGGGUGGACCUUUAAGUUACAGUCCAAUAGCACUAAUGUCAUAUUUUCCAUUAUGAGAUCCUCGCCAGAUUUCUUCUGCUGCACUUCAAUCUGAAAACCAGAAGGAAAACAUCAAAGAACUUCUCAUCAGACACGUCCGUUUUCACUGUAACGCGUUUAUUUUAUUUAUUUUUUUAGCUGAAAAUAUGAAUUUAGUUCUACCAAGCUGGUGUGUUCAGUAGUUAUUAUUUCCUUCUUUAACAUCAACC
This is a messenger RNA of Oryzias melastigma (Indian medaka), 1758 nucleotides long. It is a transcript of the gene stx8, whose product is annotated as syntaxin 8. The record is from RefSeq and is a predicted model, not a curated record. The coding region runs from base 140 to 856 and encodes 238 amino acids. Gene Ontology annotation, cellular component: SNARE complex; endomembrane system. Gene Ontology annotation, biological process: intracellular protein transport; vesicle fusion. Gene Ontology annotation, molecular function: SNARE binding; SNAP receptor activity. NCBI's taxonomy places the organism in Eukaryota, Metazoa, Chordata, Actinopteri, Beloniformes, Adrianichthyidae. The transcript is spliced from 8 exons.